This is a messenger RNA of Trichoderma virens Gv29-8, 1026 nucleotides long. RefSeq lists its product as uncharacterized. The annotation marks the transcript as partial. Lineage: Eukaryota; Fungi; Ascomycota; Sordariomycetes; Hypocreales; Hypocreaceae. The record is from RefSeq and is a predicted model, not a curated record. The transcript has a single exon.
CUUAUCGCCCUUACCGGAGCCACUGGCUUCCUGGGAUUCAAGGUCCUAACCAUUGCCCUCAACUCUGGAUACAAUGUCCGACUUGUGGUUCGGUCCGCUAGCAAGGCUAACAAGGUUCUCAACUCGCCAUCUAUCAAGGCUUUGAACCCUAGCCAAGAGAAGCUCUCCUUCGUUGUGGUUGAGGAUAUGGAAGCCCCAGGCGCCUUCGACGAAGCAGUCAAGGGAGCCACAUAUGUGAUCCACUGCGCUUCUCCCAUCCCCACUUUCGGUGGUGAGGCUCCUCCUACUCCCGAGCAAUAUGACGAGUUUUUCGUCAAGGCUGCUCGCCGAUCGACUAUUGGGCUCCUUGAAAGCAGCCGCAAGGCCGGCACCAUUAAGCGUAUCAUCAUUACCAGCUCUGUUGUCGGCAUCACUCCUUUCCAUUACUAUCUCGGCCAGGGAGACGACAAGAUUUUCGAUGCUGAGUACCGCAUUCCUGUUGACCAGGGUCCUUAUGGCUUCGAGUUCCAGGCUUACAGCGCCAGUAAGGCUGCAGCUUUGAACGAGUCUGAGGCUUGGGUAAAGGAGAACAAGCCCGGUUUCGACCUCAUUAGCAUUCUUCCUGGAUGGAUCUUUGGUGCCGAUGAGCUCUCUACCACGAAGAAAGACUUUGAGUCCAGCUCUACAAACUCAGUUCUGCUGAACUUCCUUCGCGGUGGACAAUCCGAUAUUCCAUCAAACAGCAAUUCGGUUCUUGUUGAUGACGCCGCCAAGAUUCACGUAUUGGCCCUUGAUCCCAAAAUCCCUGGCAAUCAGGCAUUUGUGACCGCAGCAGAUGGUCUUGAUGGUAUGGUUUGGGAGGACGGCCUCAAGGUUCUUGAGAAGCACUUCCCGGAAGCUAUCGCACAGGGACUUGUGAAGACAACUGGAAAGCAGCCAACUCUUACUAUUCGCCUUGAUGCUAAGAAGACUGAGGAGACCUUUGGUGUCAAGUUCGCUGGGUUUGAUGAACAAGUUAAGAGCCUUGUGAGCCAGUAUGUCGAGGUU